Scleropages formosus (Asian bonytongue) is the source of this 5448-nucleotide messenger RNA. RefSeq names its product inositol-trisphosphate 3-kinase C-like. NCBI's taxonomy places the organism in Eukaryota, Metazoa, Chordata, Actinopteri, Osteoglossiformes, Osteoglossidae. Gene Ontology annotation, cellular component: cytoplasm; nucleus. Gene Ontology annotation, molecular function: inositol hexakisphosphate kinase activity. Gene Ontology annotation, biological process: phosphatidylinositol phosphate biosynthetic process; inositol phosphate biosynthetic process. Bases 588 to 2582 code for a protein of 664 amino acids. The record is from RefSeq and is a predicted model, not a curated record. The transcript is spliced from 8 exons.
GACAGAGAGAGAGAGAGAGAGAGAGACAGAGAGAGAGACACAAACACCAAACACAGAAAGAGAGAGCGGUAACGGGUGAGUCACGUUUGCCUGAAAGGGCGCUGACGGAAACCGGCGCGCGAACUCCCUCCCGCGUGUUCGGUGCGCGCGAGCGCGGCGGCGGCACGGGGUUACGAACGAGACAGAAGUAAAUCCAGUCCGCGGCGGAACAAACGGGUUUCCUGUUGGCCGAACGUCGUUAAAUGUCUCUGUCCCCGCAGUUACCCACCUUCUCUUCAGCGAGGACUGAAUGCGCGCCUCAAAGCGGCGAAAAAAAGGAGAAAGCAAAGUGAAAGGGCCUGUCCACAGUUAAAGGACUUUAAACCACAGUUUACGAUUCGGCUGUUAAAACUAUACCUCGGAAUAAAGCAGUAAACACCGAGUGUAAAAGAACUGCGGUAACGCUGAGGUGCGUCACGUGGUUGCGGGUUCGCUUUAAAGGACGCACUGCUCUCUUAAAGAACUUCUUCAGUAAUAACAGAUUUAAGGGGCGCGGCCUAACCUUCGAUCCGCCUCUUUAAGGCGUGGCCGUUGGUACGGCGAGCAGGAUGGGCCAAUCCUCCUCUGUUUCAUCCUAUUCCACCAUAGUGUCAGUUCGGGCGAAAGGGAAAUCGGCGCACACAGUAGCGAGGCGAAUGAGAUUCCGCAGAAUAACGAACAACGAUCGGAGGGAUGACCGGUUCGACCGGAACGUGGUUAAAGACAAGGAGCUGCCGAGGCUAGUGGAGAAGAACUGGGAGGUACCCGCACCGGAGUCGGGUUCGACGGGGCAGGAGAAGCCGCCCAUCGGACAGGCGGAGCUCACCAUUACAGAAAACCCUAUCGUGGCAGUGGCAGUGGCAAGCGGCUUUGCGGACAGAUGUGUCGGCGGGGACGCGUUGGAUGGGACGCGCUUUGAAUCCCGCGUGCUGCUCUAUAGUAUCGGCCAUCACGGUGACGCGCAGGGCGAGGACCAUGACAGGAGCGCUGCGGUCCGAACCAUGGAAAGACAGGCAAUGGGAAAUGACUUCGGAGGAGAGGAUAGGGUGGAGCGCUGGAGCCCCCAGUCGGGGGGGCGACUGUCUGGACCACAGGGGGUAGUCGUCCUUCAUCCGGGGGAAAAGGAAGAGCAGAUCGGGAGCAUCGGGGAGAAGAGCGCGCUUUGCUCUUCGGAUCAUCAUCAUCAUCAUCAUCAUCAUCCAGGCCGUGAUCAGAUGACUAAAGGUCCUCCGGGCAGCCCCAGGACACACCGCCCGGGCGAGAGGAGUAACAGUUCCCCCGUCGAGCUGGGAAGCCGCUCGUCUCCGUCCACGCAAGGGCUCUUCGCGCUCCCGGGUUCUCUCAGCUUCCCCGGCACCAUCCCCCGGCUCAUCGUGACUCCGGACCCCGGCUCCGGGCGCACGGAGACGCCUGCAGGACCGCGGGCCUCCGUUCCGGGCGACGGCGGGUUCUCCCUCGCGGCGCAGCCGGACGACGAGUCGCCGUGCUCGGACAGCGGCUGCGGCUGCUCCCCGGUGGCCUCGCUGCUGCUCAGGAAGCUGUCGAACUCGUCUUCGGCCGGCCUGUCCUCCGCAUCGUCCUUCGAGGAGUCCGAGGACGAUUUCACGGGCAGCGACGCGGAGCCGAGCGGUGGCCAGGAGGAGCCGCACGGGGUGAGUCAGUCAACUAAACCGUGGAGGAAGUUGAAGACCAUGGUCCACUGCAAUCCGUUCGUUGUCUCCUUGAAGAAGUCCUACCCCUGGGUGCAGCUAGCUGGGCAUGCAGGGAACUUCCAGGCAGGGGAUUAUGGAAAGCUCCUGAAGAAGUACUGCGAGUGUGAGCAGCAGUGUCUGCUGAAGCUUAUGGAGGACUCCCUGCGGCCCUUCGUUCCUGGGUACUACGGUGUAGUACAGCGGGACGGACAGGACUACAACCUGAUGGAUGACCUGCUGGCUGACUUCGACUCGCCGUCCAUCAUGGACUGCAAGAUGGGCAGCCGGACGUACCUGGAGGAGGAGCUCGUGAAGGCACAGGAGCGGCCGCGGCUGCGCAAGGAUAUGUACGAGAAGAUGGUGGCCGUGGACCCCGAGGCCCCCACUGCCGAGGAACAUGCGCAGCAGGCCGUGCUGAAGCCUCGAUACAUGCAGUGGAGAGAGACACUCAGCUCCACCGCCACGCUGGGUUUCCGCAUCGAAGGCAUCAAGAAAGCUGAUGGCACAUGCAACACAAACUUCAAGAAGACGAAGCACCGAGAACAAGUGAUGCAGGCUCUGGAAGACUUUGUGGAAGGGAACACUAAAGUCCUGAAGAGUUACCUGCAGCGACUGCAGGAGCUGCGCACCGUCCUGGAACAGUCCGAAUUCUUCAGGACACAUGAGGUGGUCGGUAGCUCCCUGCUCUUCGUGCACGACAGGACGGAGCAGGCGCGGGUGUGGAUGAUCGACUUCGGCAAGACGGUGCCGCUGCCGCCCCCUCUCGUGCUGGACCACCGCACGCCCUGGGUGGAGGGGAACCGUGAGGACGGCUACCUGUGGGGACUGGAUAAUCUCAUUGAGAUCAUGAGUGCCAUGAUGCCAGCCGCCUGAAGGGGAGCAAGGGAGACAGUGGGCUGGGCGGCGAGUCGAACCCUAACCCUGAAGCAAAGAGGACGACGUGUCUGGAGAAGCCCGUGGACUCCGGCAGAAGGCCCUCUCUCCUGUCUUUGUUUGAGGAUGAGAACUGGAUGAGAACUGAAUGAGGCAGAAGUUGCUAAGACUAAGUAUUGUCCCAGAUGGAGCGCACAUUACUGACUGACGGUUCCUUUGCCUGGGUGGCGCUAGAGCCUCUCUGGUUCCCCCUGCUGUUGUGACAGGGGCCGAGGAGUUCCACUGCUCCUUUUGGGAGGGAAGUGUGGAAGAAAAGCAGAUUCCUGCAGCUCGUUAAGUGAAAUAUUUUACUGGUUCAGCCAAAGUGCAACACGGAAUAUUACCUGUGGGAGGAAGUCACAAAGUGCUUUGAGGUCCCCGGAUGAGACGCGUAUUUAUACCAAAAAGACUGCAUGCGUGCUGCACGAUCAAAGCUCAUCACCAAACAGUCCAAUAAGGUGUGAAAGAACAGGGGCAUGGCCUGCUUUUGCUUAGGCCGGUGAUAAAUUCCCUACAUCAUUAAAGAAACGUUAAAACACUAAAGAUGAGGUGACAUUUGGACCCAAAUGCUGAAUCAAAGUGAUGCACAGUAUAAGUUCAGACAAGAAGUUAAUGCGCUCACUAAAGAUGGGGUUGUUACAAGGCUAAUUAAGGAGACGCGGACUUCGCCGCCGAGGGAUUUUCCAGAGUUUUCCUCAGAAGAAAUCGAAGUUGCCUUAAAGAGUGUUUUAUUUCAGUUUGAAUCAUUUAACCUUUUACCUUUUUAGAUAGUUUUACAUAACACUAGGACACCGGAAAAGCUGUACAGUUUAUAAUUUUCUGGUUCAUAUAUUGUUUUUAUUCUAUUGUAAAUACCAGUUGUUAUUUAACAAUUUCAGUUAGUUUGUAGAUAUGUUGUGCUUUUCUAUCCCUUCUUUGUGGGAGUUUAUAUGAGAAGGUGUAUUUUGUAUUGCCGGGAAUUGUUUUUAAAAAAAUUUACACCCCACCAAGGGGCUGUGUGAUGCACUGGAAAAUGGGCUUGGUUCCAGACUCAGACCUGUUAGGAUGGGAUGGACUACAGUGACAAUGGGGAGGGGGUGUGUGCCCUCUGAAUACAUCCCAGCGUGGCUUUUAUCUUGCAUUGCUGGCCUCAGCCACGCUAACAGGGAGAUGCAGAAAUGGGUUUUUCCCCCACCUGUCCCGAUAAUUUACACUAAGAUUCUUUUGAGGUUGCGGAACUAAAAACUCUUCUCCAAACCUGUCUUUUUUUUUUUUUUUUUUUUUUUCCCUUCUUGCCGCCCCUUCACUUCCCUCAAGACCUUGAUGUUACUGUCCCUGCAAGCAGGUCAUAUCACUUUUCAUAAAUGGGAAAGGCUGGUGUUUGCAAGGACACAGAACCAUUAAAAAAUCGAGCAAUUACUUUUAAACUCAACUGCAGCAGAACUAUGAUACAGCGAUAGUUACUUUGCCAGAAGUUCUGUUUGCAGUAAAAAUGCAUGGCUGGUUCCUUUUUUAAUAAUUUUUUAUUAUUGCCUAUUGUGAAAUUGAAGAUUACAGAUUUGAGGACGCUAUUGCAGUGCAGGCUGAGGAUUUUGUGUGAGGGGGGUUCCUAGGGUGGUGGUGGUGGUGGUGACAUCAUAGCUUUGUCAAAAGUAUUUGUUCUUUUUGUAUCCUAGGUUUUAACAUGCGCUAAGUAGUUUGUGUAAAUUGAUCCAUCUAACUACAUUAUUUCUAUCUGUGGGAUUGUUAAGCCAUAAUGAGAGAGAUCCAUGCAGUCCUCCCUCCCAUUGUUGUGAGUCUGUCUGUCACAGUUCUCAUUGCGAAUGACCCCCCUCUAAGCUAUUGUUGUAAUGACAAAAUGAAUAUUUACUCCUGGCCCCAUUGACAUAAAAUCUUUGUUUCGUUUUCUCAUGUUUUUUUCUUUCACCAUCUCGGUAAACGAUGGUGAAUGUGAGGACAGUAUCUUGUUUCAUUAUUGCUUAAGUUGAACAAAAUGCAUUACUGUGAAUUCUAAUUGACGGCUGUCAUCCAUGUUAUUGUCUGUACGCAUGUUUACAUUUCUCCAAAUUAAUUUGGUUAAAAAAAAUCUAAGAUGAUUAAAUGAGUUUACCAUCUGAGGCAAUAUUCCAGGCUUUGAGGAAGGGUGUGAGGCUUUUUCCUUAAUUUUUAAAUUUGUUGUACAGUUCUGUUAAGGAAGGAAAAAUGAGUUUUGCCACGAAACCUGAAACUGGAAAUGCUAGCCUAAGGUAUUGUUCUGUGCUGUGAGCUUUGUUUAGAAAAGGAAAAAACCCUACAGAGAUGUGCUACUGGAUUGUUCUUGGUGACUGCCUAAAGUAUUUACUGAAAGAACUGGACUAAAAUUAGCAACCCAACCGGUACAGGCGGCAUGUGCGUUCUUUGUUUCGGAUGUAGCCCUUUUAUUAGGGGGAGCGGAUCUGUGUACCUUCAGAUGUCAGUGUGCCAACAUUCUGACUUAGUCUUCCUCCACAUUCCCCAAAUGAGUGUUAGAAAGCAGGGUGUUUUUAUGUACAUGUCCAGUGGUGUAACAUUCCACAAAGUUCCAGUCUCUGGGUCUAUGCUGAAAUGUUUACUGAGCAUGUCCUGUGUAUUAUUAUUUUUUUUUUUUUGUUGUUUUCCCUGCACUCUGUUUUUAUUGUUGCAACCAUUAAGGUGUAAUUGUCAGGACCGUACAGAGAUCCUGUGUGGAAGUGCACUGGGAUGAAUGCAGAGGGGUCCCUGCUUGUUCAGAUUUGUUUCUGUCCAUCUGCUUUACUGUUUCAGGCCCAGUGAGUAUGGAUGGACUGGAUGGUAACAGGUCAAAACCAAGUGUGUGUGUGUGUGUGUGUGU